Molecule: messenger RNA, 300 nt
Organism: Serpula lacrymans var. lacrymans S7.9
Lineage: Eukaryota; Fungi; Basidiomycota; Agaricomycetes; Boletales; Serpulaceae
Exons: 1
Coding region: 1-300 (99 amino acids)
Source: RefSeq, a predicted model, not a curated record
AUGACAGACAGCAUGACCAACCUAAUUGGGGCAUUGCCGGAAGCUAGAUCCAGCCAGACUCAACCGACAAUACCGGCCGGUCUAACACCAGAGAUCCAAGAAUGGAUGCAGAGAAUGAUGGAAGCAGAAGUUGCCAGAAGGGUGACAGAAGCAACAGAAAGAGAGGGGCGGAUGAGGGCCCAUCAGGCAGCAAAAAGAGCGGAGGAAGAGGCAGUGGAGUACAGAGGAUUAUGGGAGCAACAGAUCACUACCAAUUCCGGGAUACAAAAGAAUGAUGGAGGAGGAGAGAAGAGAGAUUGA